This is a messenger RNA of Syngnathus acus (greater pipefish), 6782 nucleotides long. RefSeq lists its product as uncharacterized. Gene Ontology annotation, biological process: intracellular signal transduction. The transcript has 24 exons. The record is from RefSeq and is a predicted model, not a curated record. NCBI's taxonomy places the organism in Eukaryota, Metazoa, Chordata, Actinopteri, Syngnathiformes, Syngnathidae. Bases 428 to 5902 code for a protein of 1824 amino acids. Gene Ontology annotation, molecular function: guanyl-nucleotide exchange factor activity.
CCGCCAUUCGACACGCUUCUGCAGAAAGAGAGGCAGAUGCAUAAAGGAUCUAUCCUUUCUGUCCAGAGGGGACAUUUUUCAUGAAGCUGAGGACUUGGCAGUUUGCUGAAAGUUGUAGCGCUCAAGCUUGGAUAGUUCGGGGUGCCUCAAUGAGCAAAGCUGCUAUGAAGAGCGGGAGGACCAAAAGAUGAACCUGUUGUUGGCGCUGUAGUCAUCCUCAAAGCGACAGCUUUCUGUGAAGAAAUCAUCUGGCGUUGUGGUCUGCAGCCUCCUGGAAGAAGAAGUUUAAAAAGAAGCAGUCGAGGAGACCCCGAUCGUCAUACAAUUGCAUUUACGUUAUACAACUGAGCAGGAUGAUAUCCUGUUACUAUGGCAACCGUCAGCUGAGUUUAACUUAGUGGAUCGACCACCAAGUCCUAAGAGUAGCAUGGCCUCUCCUCCUCGUUCAUAUGCCACACCUCGUGCUAAUUUACCUGACAAUUUGUCAUCUAACAGUUCCUUUGCUACUAAACAUUAUCGUGUAACUCAACAGACCUCAUUCUUACCAUCUUAUUCCCCCCACCCUUCCCUCUCGCUAGAGACCAGAAUAUGUCCGGCCAAGCACGGCAUUGCGGUGUCUCUCUGCCUCGUGGAUACUAGCAGCGCUUCCUCAUCCAGGCUUGCCAGGGACAAAGAUACAGAGGCAGAGCCAAAGCCUAUUGGCUGGGUGUCCCCUGACACAUGGGAUAGCCGCUUUAAUGGCACGGAACUAAAGACAACCAUGGAUGUUGGCAAGCCUCUAGCAUUGUGCAAAGUUGACGAUAAGGCUGAGGUUAGAAAUACAAAGCAAGUAAGUCCCUUUUCAGGCCAGAUAGCCACUGAGGAAGACUAUAUUGAUAUUUUGCAGGCAACAAUGCUUUUUGGAUGCACUGCACAGAAACAGAAAUCGGAGGUGCAAAUGCAACCCAAAUCACAAACGGAGUCAUGUAUGCAAACCCAAAUCCAGCCAAAGUCACAUAAAGAACUCGUGCAUUUAUCGAAGAAAACACAAGCACACUACACAUUACAAGAUGCAAACAUGGCAGCUGAACCUUCAUCUGCUCAGUGUCAGAGUGCUGUUCAGGUCUCAGAGAAACCCUGUACCCCAUGCAUGGCUAGGAGACGAGGGAAAAUAUCUUCCGAAACGCAGGAGUUGAGAUGUCAUCAUCGGAAGUCCUAUAGGGCCGCACUGCGAAAUCCUGUUGCUGUUCAGCAUGCAGAGGCCAGAGCUAGCAUGUUAGGUGUUGUGCAAGAGGAUGGGGAAACCUCGCAUUGUGAUGCCAGAAAGACACUAAAGGAGACUGUUAAAGGUCUGUCUCAUUGUAACCAGGACCAAAACAUUUGCAAAGAAGAGUCAGGAGAGAAAAACACUGCUCCAUUUUGGAGACACGGAGAUACAAACCAUGUUCUCUGGAUGCCUGACCACCCAGGACAGGAUGACAGAAGGCCAGAAUUUCUAACUUGCAGGACCACUUUGCCUUUUCGGGAACAGUAUGAGAAGUGCUUCAUCAGUUUACAAAAUGGAAGUAGAUCAAGCGAUGAAGAAGCUUUGGAGAGCGCCAACGACCAUUCAAAGGCAUCUGUGAUGUCCACCAAAGAGCACAGCUUAUCAAAUACCUGUUCCCAACAUUGUGAAGACCCCCUAGCUACACCCACCACCACUGGGCUGAGUCCAACUGUGUCUACUCCUGUUUCACCAUGGAAGAACAAACGGGAAUCAGAUGGAAGAUGUUCUUCCCUCUCCACUGCAGUGGUAGACACCUCAGAGAAGUGCCAGUUGGUCCUCGUCGACGGUCCGAAUAUCAGGAGGGGCCGAAAUGAAGACACCUGUGCAGAUGUCCCUCAGCUUCACGUGGUCAAAUGUAAAAAAAGCACAGCCUUUCGAUUAAUUUCACCCAAGAUCAGCAAAGUGAGGAUGGCCAUUCCAGAUGGGGCAAGUAAAUCCACCGCAGGUAAAGAUGCAGAAAGCUCCUCACCUGGUUCUUCAAUUCCAGCAACAGAAAUUCGGAGGAAUCCUCAGCCGUCCUCCGCUCAUCCCAGACCGGACCACCUUCCUCUGGGAUCUCCAGAUCCCAGAGCUCACCCUCUCUAUCAAGGAGUAGCAACACUCACAGGAGGCAGAGAUAGAGCAGGUAGGGCGAUCGCCGAGCUUUACGGAGACCACCAAGGAUGGAGCUCUCAUGUUACCAGCCAGGAGAUCUUGGAGAUGUUGCUCUACUUUCACUCAAUCAUCAGGAGAGAAAUCCGAGAAGUUGGGAUGAUCCUAAUUUUUGAUGCCAGGAAAUCGCAUCCUCUUCCACAGCUGUACAAGGCCUUGAUGACAUUGCAGGAGCAGUGUCCCCAGGCAGUGAACACUUUGGUGCUUCUAGUGGAUAAAGAAAGCGGCGCCCGACCAGAGAGAUGCCCCACCAUGCAGACUGAGGUGGUGACAUCAAUGAAAGCCUUGAUGAAGAUGGUGGAGGAGAGCCAACGGACUUUCCGUCUGGACGGAACACUGUCCUACAAUCACUGUGACUGGGUGGAGCUUCACCAGAAACUGUUUCCAUUCGCGUUGGAUCUUCAUGACGCAUCCAGUCUAUUGCUGAGGGCAAUCAGUGAUUUAAAAGUGCCUCGGAGAACCAAUUCUGUCCAGACUGUGCAGCAGUGUAUGAAGGACCAGAGGACUCUGAUGCGUGAUGUACUGGAGGACAAGCAAUUGGUCAACCUACAGAGGGAGGGCGGGGCCAUCUUGGUGCGGCUGAGGAAGGAAAGCGAUCACAGAUAUCCUCACUGUGAGGCUCUCAGUGAUGCGGUGGACUCACUCACCAGCCUGUACAACCACGUAGAGGAGCAGCUCCACAUCCUUGUACAGAGCUCUAACAUGUCUCUGGAACAUUUGAAGUACCUGCUGCAAGUCAGAGAGAUGGAAGGACAUUUCACACAAUUGCAACAGUGGUUUUACGUUGAGGGUGAGCGCCAUCUCCGGGAGGCCGAAUCGGUGGAGGGUUCUGGAGACCAACUGGAGCAGAUCCUCAACAGCUUCACUGCUUUUCUUAUAGAGGCUAAUGAUCGUCGACACCAUGCCAUGUCAUUAGCACAAGAGGCUGAGCACCUCCAGCAGGCUGGAAUGUCAUACCCAGAGACACAGGCGUUCAGCAGCCAGGUCUGCGCGUUCAAAUCGGACCUGGACCACUUCCUGUGUAGAGCGGAGGCAUGUGGACGGGAACUGCAGAUCAUGGUCAAACUGUGUGAUUUUUGUGAGCAGGCUACAUCUCUGGCUGUUGAAUGCAUUGACUAUCUGAACCAAAAUGCCACCACAACCCAAUCCUGUAGUCUAAGGACAGCACCUAUCAAUCAAACCUAUCAAAACAAAGACACGGGACCAUGCAGCAGACAGUGUGACGUCCACACGAGCGUAUUAGCGUCAGAUGACGACAGUUCUGUCCUCCAACUCUUCCAGAACAAGUUCCUUCAGUUCAGCAUAGAACAUUUCCAGGAAGUGAGGGCCCAGGCCAGUGCACUGAGGGGCUCCAGGGGAAUGAGGGUCUGGAAUGCAGCCUGGCUACGGUGCCAGGAGGCCCAGCAGUUGCUUCAGGAGAGAAUGCAGCAUAUGGCUGACAAGGUCCUCAAGAGUCAGCCACAUUGUAGUAGGUGUUGCGGCCAUCAUUAUGUGGAUGUGGCCAGCACUCAGACAGCACCACCUGGUAGUCUGGUGGUACAGUCAACAGCAGAGUGGGAGAACAUUGUGACGGGAUCAAUGGAUUUAGUCAAACGAAGACCAAUCCUGGGCAAGAGCAACACAACUGAAGCAGAAUGUAAAAUUCCCGUCAAAGCCCAAGAUACAAGUGAUAAUGGCGACAACCAUGGAUCAAAGCUCACACCAAAAUCAUCUCACAGGUCAGCGAGGAAAGCGGAACGAGAGACGAAGAGGAACAGGGCAAGAGGUGACCGUGAUGCCGCCGCUCUCUCACAGUCUCACGCUGUGGGCUGCCAGUGGUUCCCGUGGGCACGAGGCCUGCGAGCCAAGUCCCAAGAUUCAUCCUCGACACCGGUAGAGGUGUCCGAGUCUUCCACACCUCUAAAGGAGCAGAUUAGACCGUCGUCCUCCUGCUCCCACCACGGUCAGCCAUCUUGUCGGAUCCUCCAAGAGGCUCAGAAGUUUCAGCUCUCUCGCCACGGAAGCUUCCGCUCGGAGGGCUCCUGCAAUCAUGGGGCUGCAGAAGAAAGCGGGGCUUAUCUCAGCAAGCACUCCAGCCUGCCCACUGGCAAGGGUGAAGGAACAUUCUGUUUGGAAAGGCCACAAGAGGGCGCCAACAACGCUCUGAGGUUGCAGCAUGUCCUGGAGGAGCUGCUGUUCACAGAGCGAGAGUAUGUCCGCUCUUUGAGCUACAUCCUGACUCAUUACGUACCCCUGCUGGACAGACUCGACAUUCCCCAGGACCUCAGGGGCAAGCGUGCCAUCAUCUUUGGGAAUCUGCAGAAGCUUCAUGAUUUCCACAACCACUACUUCCUGCCAGAGCUGGAGGCCUGCCACAGGGAUCCUGCUAUUGUGGCCCGUUGUUUUCUCAAAAAUAGUGACAGUUUUGGCCUUUAUGCACUCUACAGUAAGAACAAACCUCAGUCAGACUCCUUGAUACUGCAUCAUCGCCACGACAUCUUCAAGAGAAAGCAGCAGGAGCUUGGGGACAAAAUGGAUCUGUCUUCUUAUCUGCUGAGGCCCAUCCAGAGGAUCAGCAAGUACAGCCUCCUGCUGCAGGACAUGCUGGGUCUGACUGCCCCCUACUGGCCACGUGACGUUACCAACGCUGCGGUUGUCCACGACCCUGAGCUGAGCAGCAAAGAGGGGGAGCGGGCUGACAUCAGGGCUGCCGCUGAGCUGGUUCGUUUUCAGAUGCGUCACGGCAACGAUCUACUCACCAUGGAUGCUAUCCAGGACUGCGACGUUAACUUAAAAGAGCAAGGUCAGCUCAUUCGACAGGAUGAGUUCGCUGUUUUCUUUCGGAAGAAGAAAUGCCAACGCCGCAUCUUCCUCUUUGAGCAUCUCAUUCUCUUCAGCAAGACCAAGAAGACUGAAAUCGGAAAUGAAGUUUAUGUCUACAAACAGUCCUUUAAGACCAGCGACAUCGGGAUGACCCAUGACACCGGCGUGAGUGGCCUGAGCUUUGAAAUCUGGUUCCGCAGGAGGAGGAGCGAGGACACUUACAUUUUGAAGGCCAAUAGCGUCGAGCUGAAAAAAGUCUGGACCGCUGACCUGGAGAAGAUUCUCUGGGAUCAGGCGACUCACGGUAGAGAACAAAGGCUCCAGGAGCGAGUGUUGAUGGGACUAGGCCACAAAACAUUCCUGGACAUUCAACCCAGCGAGGCUGCCAUCUGUGACCGAGACGUCAGCGGCAUCCUGCCUGGCAGAGUCCCUGUGGCAUGUUGUUCACACAGGGCUCUAGAAUACGCUCGCCCCAACUCCAUCGGCUCCACCUCCACCACCCUCAGCCGAUCGUCUUCGUCGUCGGGCCGCGGCUCGCUCUCCCCUGCCGGCUGUCUCGGACACCCUGCUGCUGGCCCUGCCCCCGACGGCGUUCUGGACAAUGAGGUCAACGCUCGUCACUGUCUUCUUCAUCGGGACUGUGAACGCUGGACAACGAACCAUCGUCCGCUGACAGAUUCAUCUGAGGAGAGCACCAACGUGUUCUUCAGUGACUCGGAGCACAGUUGUCUGUCGGCCCUCGGUGGGGAGGUUGUGGACUCCUCAUCAUCACUGGGCUCCCACAGUCCCCAGGGCCGCACAUCACUGCGUCAGAUGAAAAGCUCACCAGCACUCAAUAGGAAGAAUGCGGCCAAUGAAGCCAAGCCUCCAUUCAUGGAUAAUUCUCAGGGAGAUGUUCCAAUAGGAAAAUCAACAGAAGUUUAACCUGGAUUCCAAGGAUAAGUGGCCGAAAUUGUGUCAUCGUUCUUCUUACCGAUGUGUGGUCCUCACCGCCCAUCAGGUGUCUUUUUAUCCACCUCCUAGGAUUAUUAUUUAUCACUUUGUUCCCUUCGAUGCAACUGUUGGAUUUUGGACUUUGUGUGGCCGUCCAUCUGGUGUGAUUUUAUCUACCUGCUAGGAUUAAUAAUUUAUCACUUUUUGUUUCGAUGGAAUUGUUUGCGUUUAGACUGUGGAUCUUGAAAUGUCCUUAUUAAAAAUCUAUUUGUAUGGAUGGUAACAUUUCUUGGACUUGAAAACCAGUGGCUUAGUUCAGCCUUUUUGUGCUACGUGAUGAAGUAUGAAUAAACAUUUCUAAAACGAGAACCACCUAUACAAGCAUAUUUUAUUUUGUGUCCUAUCAAAAUCUGUCCAUGCAGGAGUCUUAUUGAACUCAUGUUCAAUCUUGUCGAGUUAAACAUACGGGACCAGAGUCAAAUGCAUUUAGUUUUUAAUCACUAUUUGUUUUAAUUACAAGGACAUGACUCCAAAGAGAGGCUAGGAAGCUGAAAACAAAAAAUUACAAUUGCGUCUCUUAAUGGACAUGCGAACAUAUUCGUAUGUACAGGUGCCGCGAUUGAUGGGUUGAUUUUGCUUUGCUUUCCCGUCCACUGUUGUUUUCGAAAUAUUUGGCACUGUAUAUAUUAUCUGGUCGAACACACAUUGUUGAUACUGUCUGUGAAAGUGCUAACGUUUUAUCAUAUUUCCUUUCUUAAGGUGUUUUCACAAGUGUGUUUGUUGUUGUUUUUUAUAUCAUGUCCAGUCAGGUGUAUUUUUAAUGUUAUUUUGGUACCAAUAAAGCUGCCAGUGUGCUGUUCGCAUAACGUGA